CUAAUUCCCCAAUUUCCCGGUUGAAGAACCUCACCCCUUCUCUUCUCCACACAGCUUCAUCUUUCAAUUCUCCUUCUCAGCUUCCUUCAUUCAUCCAAUACGACCCAGUCACUGUUCACAAACUUCAAACCCAUCAAUCCCUAACCUCCAAUGGCUCCUGGUAGAAGAAUGACCGUAGCUAGAUGUACAAAUGAUGUUGGAAUGAAUCGAGUUCUAAGCUGGCUCCUCAAACUACUGCAAACACAGGCAAUGUUGUGGCAAAGAACGUCAGAGGGAAAUCUAGAGGAGUCGAAUGUGAAAGACUAAUGCAAAUAGCCAAUACAAAGUUGCAUGUAGACUUUGACAAGGAAGAUGGAGUACCUACAAGAGUAAAUGCAGUGAGAUAGGAAUUGUAGUGAGGAACUAUGCCCCUGUUAGAGUUCUUACUUGGGUUAAAGUUCCCAACAAUGUGGAAAGACAAAUGAUUGCUCGUAUCACGUUAAUGUCCUUCAUAUCUUUUUACAUUUUUCUUAUACUUCCAUAUGAAAAUGAUAUAUAAUACCCUGGAUACUUAAAUGCGUGUACAUUAUUGCUCUCUUCGGACCAAGUUUGACAUCAAUGUCAAUGAGCCCCAUGUAUUGAAAUGGAUGAAAUACGCAAUGUCUAAGAGAUUCAACGGGUUUAGGAGUGCCUUGCACAAAAAAUUGCAAGCAUAUGCUACUAAGGAGGAAGCAUUACAGAAUAGGCCUGAAGAAAUUGAAGAUCUAGAUGAUUGGAUAUAUCUCUGUGACCUUUUUUCUAGUGAAAAGUUUCAGGCACCGCCACAAACUUAUUCGAAGAAUCGGUCGAAGUUGCGGUGUAACCACUGUAGUGGUUCCAAGAACUUUAUUCAGCACAAAAAGGAAAAGGCUAAGCAACUUGGGGAAUCUGUUGGUCCUGUACAAUUAUUUCAUGACACUCGUUGGAGUGUCGAGAAAAGGUGGGUUAAUGAACAAGCCAGAGAUCUAUAUGAGAAAAUGAUUGAGAUGCUAGAUGAGACCCAGACUGGGGAAAGUGAAAGAACUGAAGCUGAAAUCUGUGAGGAAGUGCUUGGUAAAGCUUCCAGCUUCAACAAGAAUUUUGCCUUCUGUGUGACUAAGCAGCAUGAUACAUCAAAUGUAACAAAGUUAAGGGGCAUAGUUGAACAACAACAAAAUAGGAUUAAGGAUUUAGAGGAGCAACUCAUACUAUUUGAUCAACAGAAGGAGAAAAUCAAAUUGCUUGAAGAACAAGAAGAAAAAUUAUUUGAGAUGUUGACUCACAUGACUAUUGCAACUGUACAUGUGCAACCUGCUACCAAACCAACUAGACAGCCAUCUCCAUCUCCGACAGCUGAUGAGUCUUCCUCAUUUGCAACAACUACUUCUAAGGCCUCAACUAGUAAUGUUUAAAAUUGGAACAUUGAUUUCAUCUGCACAAAUAGGUAGGUACUGAUGAAAAUGUGGGGUGCAUGCCUUCUUUUUUUGGUUUUGCACACAUGAUAGUGCAUUUUGGAUUUUUAUUGCUCAUCAUGCAGAAAAAUCCAUAUAUGGACUAUUAAUAUAUAUAU
This is a messenger RNA of Pistacia vera, 1567 nucleotides long. RefSeq lists its product as uncharacterized. The transcript is spliced from 6 exons. The coding region runs from base 555 to 1409 and encodes 284 amino acids. The record is from RefSeq and is a predicted model, not a curated record. NCBI's taxonomy places the organism in Eukaryota, Viridiplantae, Streptophyta, Magnoliopsida, Sapindales, Anacardiaceae.